AUGUCAUCUCAUGGUAGUACCUCUGCCAUUGAAAAUAUGUCAAUUCAUUGUACUACUUCAAAAGAUGACACACCAGCCACUGAAAAUAUGUCAUCUCAGCAUAGUACUUCAGAUGAUACCACACCUGCCAUUGAAAAUAUGUCAUCUCAGCAUAGUACUUCAAAAGAUGCCACAUCUGCCAUUGAAAGUAUGUCAAAUCAGCAUAGUACUUCAAAAGAUGCCACACCAGCCACUAAAAAUGUGUCAUCUCAGCAUAGUACUUCAAAAGAUGCCCCACCAGCCACUGAAAAUAUGUCAUCACAGUUUAAGAGAUCAAAAAACAAAAAUAGUCCAGAAGAUGUCACAGUUGUCACUGAAAAUAUGUCAUCUCAUUGUAAUACUUUGGAAGAUGUAUCAGUUGUCAAGGAAAAUAUGUCAUCUCAGGGUAAUAGUCCAGAAUAUGUCACAGAAAAUGUGUCAUUUCUGUGUGAUAGUCCAGAAGAAGUCACAGUUGGUGAUAAAUCAUCUCAAAGAGGCAGUCCAAAACAGGAUUGUAAAAACAGUGGUAAUCUUACCGCUUCUGCAGGAGAAAGUACACCUCAAAAACAGCUAUCUGGGAAAGCAAGAAAAAAAAGGACAAAAACAAGAAAACAUGCCACUGAAAGAACAUUUAAAUGUGAACAGUGUGGUAAGUUAUUUGCUCAGAGUUUCCACCGGAAUGAGCAUGCACGCAUACAUACAGAAGUGAAAACGUUUGGAUGCAAGGUUUGUGGGAGAACAUUUAUGAGAAAGAAAGACAUGGAGAGACAUAUACAGACUGUUCAUAUGAAGGAAUAUGUGCAUCAUUGUAGCGAGUGCGGUAAAGGGUUCUCAAAAACAUCAAACUUGAAGAUUCACGUGAUGAGAAAACACACUGGAGAGAUGCCUUACAAAUGUAAGCAAUGUGGCAAGGAAUUCCCGCAUACCAGCAUGCUCAAAAACCAUGAACUGACACAUUCACAGCGAGGUGAAUUGGAGCGCAAACACCUGUGUGAAUAUUGUGGAAAGCUGUUCACCCGUGAGUACCAUGUUAAGCGACACAUACAAAUUCAUACAAGGGAAAACGCAAGCAUGUGUGAAAUAUGUGGAAGAUCAUUCACACAGAAAUGUCACUUAGACUCUCACAUGGGGAUUCAUGUGAGGGAUGAAAUGCUUAAUGAGGGAAAACUGAAUCAAGUCAUGUGA
Molecule: messenger RNA, 1203 nt
Organism: Saccoglossus kowalevskii
Lineage: Eukaryota; Metazoa; Hemichordata; Enteropneusta; Harrimaniidae
Biological process (GO): regulation of transcription by RNA polymerase II
Molecular function (GO): DNA-binding transcription factor activity, RNA polymerase II-specific; RNA polymerase II cis-regulatory region sequence-specific DNA binding
Source: RefSeq, a predicted model, not a curated record